AGUAGAGUGGAGAAGAAAAGGCGGACUCCUCGAAGGCGAAAGUCGAAUACUUUCCGGCCCAAGUCCCCUCCUCUACUUUAUCUUCCUAGUAAAUAAAGACCCCCAAGCCCCCAUUUAAGUAUCAAAAGCCACCCCCACUUGCUCGCUCGAUAAAGCGCUCCUUUUUCACUUUCUCUCCGCCACUGCACAAUUUGGAGCUGAGAUUCUGCUUUCAUUUUUGAAGCAGAGAGUGAAAAUGAGGACAGCAAUGUUGAGAUCCGUACUCAAGAGAAGUUCAUCUAAUCUGAUGAGCUCUACGACGUCAGCCUACGGAGUUCGCCGUGGAUUCGCAUCGGAAUCUGCUCCCGAGAGGAAAGUCGCCGUUUUGGGUGCCGCCGGAGGGAUCGGCCAGCCUCUGGCUUUGCUUAUGAAGCUUAAUCCUCUCGUCUCCAAGCUCGCCCUCUACGAUAUAGCUGGCACUCCUGGUGUUGCCGCCGAUGUUAGCCACAUCAAUACCAGAUCUGAGGUUGUUGGUUUUAUGGGAGAAGAGCAACUAGGACAGGCACUGGAGGGAUCUGACGUUGUGAUCAUUCCAGCUGGUGUGCCCAGGAAGCCUGGUAUGACUCGCGAUGAUCUCUUUAACAUCAAUGCUGGGAUUGUGAAAUCUCUCUGCACUGCCAUUGCCAAGUACUGCCCGCAUGCACUUGUUAAUAUGAUUAGCAAUCCUGUAAACUCUACUGUCCCCAUAGCUUCUGAGGUCUUCAAGAAAGCAGGGACUUAUGAUGAAAAAAAGUUGUUUGGUGUCACUACACUCGAUGUUGUCAGGGCGAAGACAUUCUAUGCUGGGAAGGCCAAAGUCAAUGUUGCAGAGGUUAACGUACCUGUUGUUGGAGGUCACGCUGGUAUAACGAUUCUACCAUUGUUCUCACAGGCAACUCCUAAAGCUAAUUUGCCAGAUGAGGAUAUAAAGGCUUUGACAAAAAGAACACAGGAUGGUGGAACAGAGGUGGUUGAAGCUAAGGCUGGAAAGGGUUCGGCUACCCUUUCAAUGGCCUAUGCUGGUGCGAUAUUUGCCGAUGCCUGCUUGAAGGGCCUUAAUGGCGUUCCAGAUGUUGUAGAGUGUUCAUUUGUGCAGUCAAGUGUCACUGAGCUACCUUUCUUUGCAUCCAAGGUGAGACUUGGUAAGAAUGGUGUGGAGGAAGUGCUGGGGUUAGGCCCACUUUCAGACUAUGAGAAAGAAGGCCUCGAGGCUUUGAAGCCAGAGCUUAAAUCAUCCAUUGAGAAGGGAAUCAAGUUCGCGAACCAGAGUUGAAAUGACCUUUUUAAUGCUUUAUUAUGACAAUUUUGCCAUUUUUGUGCCAAAUGUUGUAUCCAUUUGGAGUGCCCUGUUUGCUGCUAAGGACAUCUGGGCAUAGUUGAUGUAGGGAAUCAGAGUAGACAGAAUAUCCUUUAAAUAAUACCCCUAGCAAACUCGAUGAGGAUGUGCCUCUUGUUUUACAUUAUUGGACACUUAUGUCCAAUACUAUACAAUUUACAAUGGUCAGCCAAAUUUCGAUCUAUGCAUUUAUAUCAUUAGCUAA
Coffea eugenioides is the source of this 1559-nucleotide messenger RNA. RefSeq names its product malate dehydrogenase, mitochondrial. Gene Ontology annotation, biological process: malate metabolic process; tricarboxylic acid cycle. The record is from RefSeq and is a predicted model, not a curated record. Lineage: Eukaryota; Viridiplantae; Streptophyta; Magnoliopsida; Gentianales; Rubiaceae. Gene Ontology annotation, molecular function: L-malate dehydrogenase (NAD+) activity. Gene Ontology annotation, cellular component: mitochondrion; cytoplasm. Bases 236 to 1291 code for a protein of 351 amino acids. The transcript is spliced from 7 exons.